CACGGAGCUCAGCUUUGCCGCGGCGGCGGGGCCGCCUCCUCCAUCCCACGCAGCCGCCCCCCAAAGCGGUGGGGGCGCCGGGCCUAGCAUCGCAUCGCAUCGCAUCGCAUCGCCGCGCGGGGUCGGUAAAAGAUGUUGACGAUGUUUGCCCGCCCGCCCUGCGAACAGGCAGGCUUCCGAGUGCUCUCCAGAAGUCCAACCAUUGUUGCUUUGGUAUUCCUUCUUCUAAGCAUCAUUGUUAUUAUUGCUAUUACACUUAUUCAGAUCAACCGAAAAGAGGUCCUCUCUCCAGGACUGAAGUAUGGAAUAGUGCUCGAUGCCGGAUCAUCUCGGACUACUGUCUAUGUUUACGAAUGGCCAGCAGAAAAAGCAAAUGAUACUGGAGUAGUAAGUCAGACCUUCAAGUGCAACGUGAAAGGCCCUGGCAUAUCCAGUUAUGGGAAUAGCCCUCGAGAUGUUGCCAAACCCAUUGAUGACUGUAUGAAAAAAGUCAAGGAGCAAGUUCCAUCCAAUAUGCAUAAAAAUACCCCUGCCUAUCUGGGAGCUACUGCUGGAAUGAGACUAUUGAGGUUGCAAAAUGAAACGGCAGCCAAUGAAGUCCUUGCAAGCAUUCAAAGCUACUUCACAACCCAACCCUUUGAAUUUAGGGGUGCACAGAUCAUAACUGGGCAAGAGGAAGGGGUGUAUGGAUGGAUUACAGCCAACUAUUUAAUGGGCAAUUUUGUGGAGAGAAACCUUUGGAGGACAUGGAGCCAUCCUCAUGGAGCAGAGACCACAGGUGCACUUGAUCUAGGAGGAGCUUCCACACAAAUAUCCUUCAUCCCAGAGGACACCCUGAAGACUUCCAAUAGCACAUUGCAAGUGCAUCUGUAUGGUUAUGAGUACAAUGUAUACACCCACAGCUACCAGUGCUAUGGGAGAGAUGAGGCUGAGAAGAGGCUCUUAGCAUUACUAUUGCAGAAUUCAAGAGACAAGUCCAAGAUUGAUAAUCCUUGUUAUCCUCAGAAUUAUGAAACUGUUUUAACAAUGAAACACGUGUGUGGAAGCCUUUGCACGCAGUCUCUAAGACCAGCAAAUUACAACCAAGACCAGCUCAUACAUUUCAGAGGAACUGGAGACACUGCUCUCUGCCAGGGGGUGGUGUCCUUAUUGUUUAACUUCACUGCUUGCAAUGACAAGGAGGACUGUUCAUUUAAUGGAAUCCAUCAGCCAAAGGUUAAAGGGAAGUUUGUGGCCUUUUCUGGAUUCUACUAUACAGUAAAUGCUUUGAAUUUAACUGGACAGUUUUCCCUUACUGAUUUUAAUUCAAGCAUGUGGCUUUUCUGUUCACAGAACUGGAACCAGCUUCAGUAUAUGCUGCCUAAAUUUGAAGAAACCUAUGCUAGAUCCUACUGCUUUUCAGCAAACUUUAUCUAUUACCUGCUUGUACAGGGAUACAAAUUUAGUGCAGACACCUGGCCUCAAAUACAUUUCCAAAAAGAGGUUGAUAAGAGCAGUAUAGCCUGGUCACUUGGUUACAUGCUGAGUCUCACCAACAUGAUUCCAGCAGAGAUCCAGCUGAUCCACUUACCCAUGAACCCCUCUGUGUUUGCUGGACUCCUCCUUUUCUUCACAGCACUGACAGUACUGUGCCUCAUCUUUCUUGUUUACUUGUCUGUUGUGUCACAUAUGCAAAAGAACAUCGGUCAUGUUGAUCACGUACUUGCCGCAGAAUGAACAGACUUAAUGAGAGCUGAAGGCAAAAACUUCCUCUUCGAAGAACUUUAUUUUAGAAAAUCAUGGGAGAAAUAAAAAAUAAAAAUAAAAAACAGAUCCAGAAACAAAAGUGGAAUUAAGAACAAAAAUCAAGAAAACUCUAUGACAAAAUAUUGGAUUUGUCUUGAGAGAUCUAAACCGUUGUUUCUGUAUACAGUGCGACAGUUAAGUCAUCAGCAGAUUCUCUGCUUUGUAAGUUAAACAUUUGGGAUUAAACAAGCCUGAUCACAUGAGACUUUUGUGCAAAAUUAAUAGACUUACCUGUUUAACAGUGCUAAUCAUUCCAAGGUACAAGCAAGAAGAUAAAAGAAGAUAGCAACAAUACCUGUGUAGUGCCAGAACUGAGAGAGAAGCUCAUUCCUUAAACUGGUAAGGACCUUGGAUGAUGAUUACAAGGUGUAACUGCAAGGAGCAUUGUACGAAAAAAUACUGUUUUCAUUACCAUUUAGAACACAACAGAAGAUGUAGCCCACAAGGUAAAGCUGAAUUAUUAAACUCCCUUUAUUAAUAUUUAUGAAUUUUAAAAAACCCAAUCCCAAUACUGGGUAUUCCAGUGGAAAUAUCAGAGUUAAGGUAGACUAAGAUUUUCCCUUACAGCAGAUUGAAUCCCUCUCACAUUUUUAAUAUCUAACCUGAUUCUCCAAAGCAUGCUACAAUAAAUCUUCAGAGGGCAGUUUAAUUUUCUAUCAUUUUUAACUAACGUUUAGAGAGGAAACAUUUUAAAAAUGUUCUUUUGUUGAAAUAUUGACUUUUUUUCCAUCACUUGCUUAGGUCCAAAACAACCAUAGCCUGCCCGAACUUCACAUUUAGCUGUCAUUCAGAUCAUUUGAAUACUAUCAUGAACAAAAGACCCUUCUGAAAUGGUAAUAUUAAUGCACCAAAAAUCAUUCUCCUCACUGAGGGUUGAGAGGGUAUGGAUCCAAGUUGUGAGGAGAGAGACGCAUUAAGUGAGUAGGAGUGUGGGAGUCUGGUAGUGUGAGCAGAUCUUUGGGGAAACAGGGUGGGAGGUUGCAGAGAGGAAGAAAAACCUGGAAAGUAAAAGGCAUAUGUGUGCAGAGGCCUGAAACAUAUGGAUGGAGGCUGGAGUGGAGCUAGUUGUCCAAGGCAACAGUGUCAUAGGUAGCCCCUCAAGUGAUGGUGCCUCAACACAGACAUUUUGCUCUUCUGCCAUUGGUGCUCAGCAGUGGUGCACCAGGCAAGUAGUCAAAUGUUUCUGUGUGAAGACUAGCUUAAAGGCUUCAUCCAUACUGUUACUGUGGCGCUCUAAGGAGCUUGCCUCCACAAAGCUUAGGCCUCCUAGACAAUGCUGAUUUUCCAUCUACCCAAGUCUCCAGCCAAAACCUUCUUUCUCCACACCCCAGAGCAUCCAACGUACCUUGCUUUAACCCUGCUCCUUCUACCACUUGAACCCUGCUCCUCUGCCCUGUGCUGUAGGAGCCCUUCAAACCCAGUGCCUCAACAUGAAAACACUUGGCUUCUUCCACCCCUACGUAACUCCUACCUUUCAAGCCAAGCAUCCAAAAGAAACACUGGUAAAGCUUUUCUCCCACAUCUUUAGUCACUCCCAAUUCCCUGCACUUUCACAUUAAAUUUCCCUUAUUUUCUUUUGGCACAACGUGCACCAGCAUCAUGUGCAGCCCUGGGGGAAGGGAUACAGGAAAAAGGCAUGGAGAGCAGAAGGAAGGGGUGUGUCCAUUGGCAUAGGGAAGGUGCUCCUCUCAUCUUCAUUUUUCAUCCCUCCCCGUCAUACCCGGCCAAAUUUUCCUAUACUCCCCAAAGUUCUGUUUACCCACUGUGCUCCCAAACACCUCCCCAUCACCCACCCAAGACUCACAAUGGCCCCAUGCCCUCCUUGUACCCCACUUCUCCUUGGGAUACUACUUGGAACACAUCCUCAAUACAACAUACUCACCUGGGCAUUAUCCACACCAUGCACAAGAAAAAUGCAAACUACAUCAGGACAAUGAAUUUCCUACCCUGUGUAGAAAUGUGUUAAUUCCUUCUCUACCUCCAUCUAUUUACAUCUUUCAGGAAUAUUUAAGCUGGAAAGAGGUCAGUAGGUAGCAUUAUCACGCUUAGUGUUUUCAAUUUUUUGUUCCUUAUUUCUAAUUUUUUUUUUGUUUAUACACUUUAAUUAAAGGCCCAUUAGAUGAGUUUAAAAAUGAGCUGAAUUGCCUUUUAUUUGACAUAGAAUGAUCAAAGAUCACGUUUUUUCUCACAUUUUCCUAGUGAUGAGGGUUUUCUACUUUUUUCCAACACCAAAGCAGGAAGCUACUACCCUUAAGGCAGUCUUAAUUAGCUUUCCAGCAGUGCCACCCAAAUGUUACACCACUAUUUCUGACUUGGGAGGUGACAUGUAUGGAGAAACCUGGUGUGCUUGAACAUGCUACUGCCUGGCGCAGUAGAUUUAUGAUGCAGAUGUGCUUUCAGUGGAGCGGCAGUACUGACAACUCAGCCACUUGCUAACAUGACAAUUUUGUCCAGAUGUCCUCAGUCUUUAAUGGAUUCCAGAACUUCUACAAACUGUAAUACGGUGGAACCCAGGUCAUUCAUAUCUCUAUAGUUCACCAGCUACUUGAUUUGCAGUGGAUUGAAGAAUUAAGAAUGGGUUGCUCAGCAGUUUGCUUUAACUUUUACUUCAAAGGACAUUGCUUCUCUGACCAGCUGGAGCUUGUUUGCAGUGGGCUGCAGGGAAAGCUGUAGGAAACAGCUGGAGUGCCUCCGUGGUCCUGCACAGUUGUUUGCUGCAGCUCUGUAUGCUUCCAGAUACUUCAAAUACCCUCAUCCUUGCAGGUGGGUUAGGAAGCUAACCCUGCAAAGUCUCUGGCUUCUGCCGUAGUGGUCUGUAAAUACCCCUAGAUUCUUGUUACCUUUGUUAAUGAAGAAAAACCCCAUCAAUCUGGAGUUCUCCUGAAAGCGUGGGAAGGGGAUUUAUCACCACGACCUUGGAAAGAAUCCCAGUGACAGAGCAUAUUACAUAAUGUUAAAAUCGCCUCUGUGGAUCUUGGACUAUGCUUGAAGCAGUCAAAGAUUUUAUUUAAAUGGUAAUGGCUACCAUGGAAUUUGCACAAAAUAGAAGCCUCAUUCUCUGCUGUUUGUUGACACCAUAAGAAAGCAAAUGGGAGCCUGAUUCAUGGACCAUGAGACUUCCCCACAGUUAGGCAACUGUA
Alligator sinensis (Chinese alligator) is the source of this 4925-nucleotide messenger RNA. RefSeq names its product ectonucleoside triphosphate diphosphohydrolase 3 (gene ENTPD3). The transcript is spliced from 11 exons. Gene Ontology annotation, molecular function: GDP phosphatase activity; UDP phosphatase activity. NCBI's taxonomy places the organism in Eukaryota, Metazoa, Chordata, Crocodylia, Alligatoridae. Gene Ontology annotation, biological process: nucleoside diphosphate catabolic process. Gene Ontology annotation, cellular component: plasma membrane. The record is from RefSeq and is a predicted model, not a curated record. Bases 133 to 1716 code for a protein of 527 amino acids.